Messenger RNA from Phragmites australis (common reed), 1257 nucleotides. RefSeq lists its product as uncharacterized. Gene Ontology annotation, biological process: secondary metabolic process. Gene Ontology annotation, cellular component: cytoplasm. Bases 47 to 1072 code for a protein of 341 amino acids. The transcript is spliced from 10 exons. The record is from RefSeq and is a predicted model, not a curated record. Gene Ontology annotation, molecular function: carboxy-lyase activity; hydrolase activity. Lineage: Eukaryota; Viridiplantae; Streptophyta; Magnoliopsida; Poales; Poaceae.
GGCCACACAGGCUACAUGGCAGUUGGCGAGCCACUCGUCGCCUUUGAUGGCCUCAUCAGUUGCCGCUGCUCCGUGCAGGUUCCUGUGCCCCCUCGCCACCGCCUCCCGGGCCCUCCUCUUCUCCCCAACCCCAGCAAGGAGGCAGCUGCUCCUCUCCACCGCCAUGUCCGCUGCCUUCGGCUCCGCCGGUGGCGCUGCUUCAUCCUGGAAGGUCGUCGACUCCCACCUCCACGUCUGGGCCUCGCCCCAGCAGGCGAAGGAGGGGUACCCGUACUUCCCCGGCCAGGAGGCCACGCUCCGGGGCGACGCCGACUUCUUGCUCGAGUGUAUGGAUGAAGCUGGAGUAGAUGGGGCUCUCAUUGUUCAACCUAUUAAUCAUAUGUUUGACCAUUCUUUGGUAACCAGUGUGUUGAAGAAAUACCCAUCAAAAUUCAUUGGUUGCUGCCUUGCAAAUCCUGCAGAUGAUGGGAGUGGGAUUAAACAGCUUGAACAUCUCAUUGUACAGGAAAAAUACCGUGCAGUACGGUUCAACCCGAACUUGUGGCCAUCAGGUCAAAAGAUGACUAAUGAGGUUGGGAGGUCAUUGUUUGCUAAGGCUGGAGAACUUGGAGCACCAGUUGGAAUAAUGGUGAUGAAGGGGAUCAGUCUAUAUAUUCAGGAAAUAGAGGAGCUGUGUAGGGAUUAUCCUACAACUACUGUUAUUCUUGAUCAUAUGGCUUUCUGCAAGCCACCAACGAAUGAUGAUGAAGAGAAGGCAUUCGCCUCAUUUCUAAAAUUAUCCAGAUUUCCACAGGUUUAUGUCAAAUACAGUGCUCUUUUUCGGAUCACAAGAGAAGCAUAUCCGUAUGAGGACACUGCUCAGCUUCUUUUCAGUGUUAUCUCUAGCUAUGGAGCCAAUCGGAUAAUGUGGGGAAGUGACUUCCCCUAUGUUGUCCCUGAAUGCGGCUACAAAGGAGCAAAGGAGGCAGCCUCUCAUGUCGCAGGCAAGAUAGCUGUUUCCUCUUCAGAUUUGGAAUGGAUCUUUGGUAAAACAGUGAGCCAACUAUUCAAAGGUGCAUGGGUUACUCCAUGAGGGAGCAAUCUGUCAUUGGUGAGUGUCGUGUAGCUGGUAUGAAUAUCGCAACGCAUUUCUGAGCAAUGAAAUCCUUGUUUGAGAGUAAAAGGUUUGUUCUAUUCUCUUUAAAUGUAUAUAACAAUUCGGUUCAUUAUGAAUAUCGUGAACACCAAAUAAAGCGCUUCUGAAACCAGACUUGUAUC